CCGCUCCCUCCCUGUCCCGGGCGGGGACCAGGGGGUCCCCGGUUGUGCCCGGUGAACGUCCCGAUCCCUUCCGGUCCCGGUUCCCCCCGGUCCCGAUCCCCCCCGGUCCCGAUCCCCCCCGUUCCGGUCCCUCCCGUUCCCGGUCCCGCCCCGGUCCCGCCCCCGGUCCCUCCUGGUCCCGCCCCCGGUCCCCCCCGGUCCCGCCCCCGGUCCCGCCCCCCCGGUGCCCGGGUUUCACUUUCCGAGAAGCGGCGGCGGUUGCCGGGAACGAACCGAACGGGGAGGGGGGAGAAGGGAACGGACCCCCCCCCCGGAACGGGACCGGAACCGGAGCACAACGGGACCGGAUCAAUCGCCCCGAGUCACUCCGGAACACAACGGGACCGGCACCGGAGCACAACGGGACUGGAACCGGAGCACAACGGGACUGGAUCAAUCACACCGAGUCACUCCGGAGCACAACGGGACCGGCACCGGAACACAACGGGGCCGGAUCAAUCGCCCCGAGUCACUUCGGAGCACAACGGGACUGGAUCAAUCACCCCGAGUCACUUCGGAGCACAACGGGACUGGAUCAAUCACACCAAGUCACUCCGGAGCACAACGUGACCGGAACCGGAGCACAACGGGACCGGAUCAGCCGCCCCAGGACCAGGACCGAGACUGGACUGGAGCACAGUGGGACCGGAUCAAUCACACCGGGUGACACUGGGACCAGGACCGGGACUGGAUUGGGCACAUCGGGAGCAGAACCGGAGCACGCCGGGUGACACCGGAGCACACCGGGACUAGACCAGAUCACACUGGGAGCAGAACCAGGUGACACCGGGUAACACCGGGACUAGACCGGAGCACACCAGGAGCGCACCGGGCACACUGGGAGCAGAACCGGGUGACACCGGGUGACAUCGGGAGCAGAACCGCGGCACAUUGGGUGACACCAGAGCACACCGGGACUAGACCAGAUCACACUGGGAGCAGAACCGGGUGACACCGGGAGCAGAACCAGAGCACACCAGGUGACACUGGGUGACACUGGGAGCAGAACUGGAUGACACCGGGUGACACUGAGUGACACCGGGAGCAGAACCGGAGCACACCGGGUGACACUGAGUAACACCGGGAGCAGAACCGGGUGCCACCGUGUGACACCGGGUGACAGCAGGAGCAGAACCGGAGCACACCGGGUGACACCGGGUGACACCCUGAGCAGAACCAGGUCCCAGCGGGUGACACCGGGUGACACCAGCUGACACCGGGAGCAGAACCGGAGCACACUGGCUCACACCAGAGCACACCGGGACUAGACCGGAUCACACUGGGAGCAGAACCGGGUGACAACGGGAGCAGAACCGGGUGACACCCGGGAGCAGAACCAGAGCACACCAGGUGACACUGGGUGACACUGGGAGCAGAACUGGAUGACACCGGGUGACACUGAGUGACACCGGGAGCAGAACCGGAGCACACCGGGUGACACUGAGUAACACCGGGAGCAGAACCGGGUGCCACCGUGUGACACCGGGUGACAGCAGGAGCAGAACCGGAGCACACCGGGUGACACCGGGUGACACCCUGAGCAGAACCAGGUCCCAGCGGGUGACACCGGGUGACACCAGCUGACACCGGGAGCAGAACCGGAGCACACUGGCUCACACCAGAGCACACCGGGACUAGACCGGAUCACACUGGGAGCAGAACCGGGUGACAACGGGAGCAGAACCGGGUGACACGGGGAGCAGAACCGGGUGACACCGGGUGACAGCGGGAGCAGAACUGAGUGACAGCGGGUGACACCGGGUGACACCGGGAGCAGAACUGGGUGACACCAAGUGACACCGGGUGACACCGGGUGACAAGAUGGGCGCGGGUCCCGCGCGCCGCCUGUUGUCGCUGCUGAGCCCCGAGCGCGGCCGCUGCGCCGUGGUGGCGGCGCUGAUGGCGGCUUCGGUGCUCGGUGAGGUGGCCGUCCCCUACUUCACGGGCCGUGUCACCGACUGGGUGGCCACCGAGGACACGGUUGCCGCGUGGCCAAUGGUGCUGCUGGGGCUCGGCAGCGCCGUCACCGAGUUCGCCUGCGACGUCACCUACACCGGGACCUUGAGGCGGGUGUUGGGGCGCCUCCAGCGCCGGGUGUUCGGCGCGGUGUUGCGGCACGACCUGUGCGCCCUGCGGCUGACGGGGAGCGGCGUGGUGACGGCGCGGGUGACGGGGGACGUGGAGGCCGCCCACGCCGCCGUGGCCGGGACGCUCAGCCUGUUGCUGUGGUACCUGGCCAGGGCUGUGGGUGUGGUGGCCACCAUGGCGUGGUUGUCACCCGCGCUGGCUGUUGUCACCCUCCUGGCGCUGCCGGUGCUGCUGCUGCUGCCCUGGGCGGUCGGCAAGGUGCAGCAGGGGCUGGCGCAGCAGGUGCAGGCGGCGCAGGCCGCGGUGGCCGUGGUGGCCAUGGAGACGCUGGUGGCCAUGGGCACGGUGCGCAGCUUCGCCCACGAGGCCGCGGCGGCCGAGCGGCACCGGCGGCUCCUGCGGCAGCUCCUGCACCUGGAGAGCAAGGACGCCGCCGCCACCGCCGUCGCGCGCUGGGCCGGCGGGUUCUCAGCCCUCGCCCUGAAGCUGGGGCUCCUGUGCUAUGGGGCACGGCUGGUGGCCUUGGGGACAAUCAGCGCCGGGGACCUCGUCACCUUCCUCAUCUACCAGAUGCAGUUCACCGAGGCCGUGGAGGUCCUGUUCCACUAUUACCCCAACAUGGCCAAGGCCGUGGGCUCCUCGCAGAAGGUUCUGGAGUUCCUGGAGCAGGAGAAGCAGGUGACACCCGAGGGGACACUGUCACCCCACGGCCUGCGGGGCCACCUGCGCCUCGAGGACGUCUGGUUCUCCUACCCCGAGCAACAGGAGCCCGUCCUCAAGGUGGCCGCGGUGCCGCAGGAGCCCGUGCUCUUCUCCCGCUCGCUCCACGACAACAUCGCCUACGGCUCGGGGACGUGGGACCGGGCGCAGGUGACAUCGGCCGCGCGCUGCGCCGGCGCCCACGGCUUCAUCGCCCGCCUGCCCCGCGGCUACGACACCGCGGUGGGCGAGCUGGGCGGGCGGCUGUCCGGGGGCCAGCGGCAGGCCGUGGCCAUCGCCCGCGCGCUGGUGCGGGACCCGCGCGUCCUGCUCCUCGACGAGCCCACCAGCGCGCUGGACGCCGACAGCUGCGCGCAGGUGGAGCGGGCGCUGCUGGGCGCGGGGCGCGCGGUGCUGCUGGUGACGGGGCGGGCGGCGCUGGCCGCGCGGGCGCAGCGGGUGGCCCUGCUGGCCGGGGGGCGGCUGCAGCACUUGGGGUCCCCCGGCGAGCUCCUGCGCCCCCACUACCGGCAGCUGCUGGGGGACGGCGGGGGACACCAAGGGACACCGAGGGACAUGGAUGGGGACACCGGGGACAUGGAUGGGGACACUGAGAGUGGGGAUGGAGACACUGGGGAUGUGGAUGGGGACAGGGAUGGGGACACUGGGGACAUGGAUGGGGACACCGGGGACAGAGAUGGGGACACUGAGAGUUGGGAUGGAGACACUGGGGAUGUGGAUGGGGACGCUGGGGACAGGGAUGGGGACACUGGGGACAGGGAUGGGGACGCCGGGGACAGGGAUGGGGACGCUGGGGACAGGGAUGGGGACACCAAGGACAGAGAUGGGGACACCAAGGACAGAGAUGGGGACACUGAGAGUUGGGAUGGAGACACUGGGGACGUGGAUGGGGACACCAAGGACAGAGAUGGGGACACUGGGGACAUGGAUGGGGACACCAAGGACAGAGAUGGGGACACCAAGGACAGAGAUGGGGACAUGGAUGGGGACACUGAGAGUUGAGAUGGAGACACUGGGGACAUGGAUGGGGACACCGGGGACAGGGAUGGGGACACACAGUGGGGAUGGGGACACACAGCGGGGAUGGGGACAAUGGUGUCUAGGACAGGGACACAAGGAGCAGGGGUGGGGACACCAAGGAAGGGGACACCCCAAACCAGGGUGGGGACACCGAGGGGUGACAGAUGGAAAUAAACCCUCUUGUUUGUA
Molecule: messenger RNA, 4056 nt
Organism: Columba livia (rock pigeon)
Lineage: Eukaryota; Metazoa; Chordata; Aves; Columbiformes; Columbidae
Gene: TAP1
Product: transporter 1, ATP binding cassette subfamily B member
Exons: 9
Coding region: 1861-3849 (662 amino acids)
Biological process (GO): oligopeptide export from mitochondrion
Cellular component (GO): mitochondrial inner membrane
Molecular function (GO): ATP hydrolysis activity; ABC-type oligopeptide transporter activity; ATP binding
Source: RefSeq, a predicted model, not a curated record